AUGAGAAAGUUUUCAAUUAUUUCAUUAUUAGUUUUCAUGGCAGUAUUUGCCUUGAUUACAGUAUCUUAUUCAAAAUCUUGGUCUCAUAUUAACUCUUUGGCUGAAUAUACUGAUGGUUCAUCAGAGUGGGUAGCCUUUUUAAAUUGGUAUCCUCUUAAAGUUGUAGACUCAUUAAAUGGGGUAACUGUAAAAUAUACUGAUUUUGAAUCAAAGAAUCUUUCUGGAAAUAUUGAUUUAAAGAAUUUUAUUCAACUUUGUAAUGCCUCAUUAGCUUUUGCAAUUUUGGCAUGGAUUGGAUCGCUUGCAAUGAUUGUAUUAUCUAUAGCCGACAUAAUUGAAAUCAAACUCCCACCAAUUGGUAAAUUUUUAGGUUGGAUUGUAUUCUUGUUUAGUUUGCUAUCCUUCCUAAUUUAUUUAGGUACUCCUGCAGCAAAGAGAAAAGAUUGUGAUAACAAUUUUGAUAAUUGUGAAAGUCUCUAUUUCUACCAAAAAAAAUUCAUCGGUACAUUUACCGGUUAUGUAGAUGAAAGGGUUGUAGAAUUUAAAUAUGGACCAUCAGCCGGUUGGAAUUGUAUAGUCAUUGCUUGUGCAGUUUCUUUAUUAGGUUCUGUAUUUAACCUCUUCUUUUUCAAUCAUCAAAAUGUAUAA
Dictyostelium discoideum AX4 is the source of this 648-nucleotide messenger RNA. RefSeq lists its product as hypothetical. NCBI's taxonomy places the organism in Eukaryota, Evosea, Eumycetozoa, Dictyosteliales, Dictyosteliaceae. The transcript has 2 exons. The coding region runs from base 1 to 648 and encodes 215 amino acids. The record is from RefSeq and is a predicted model, not a curated record.